Alternaria rosae is the source of this 2101-nucleotide messenger RNA. RefSeq names its product ribonuclease H-like domain-containing protein. Gene Ontology annotation, biological process: rRNA processing; ribosomal large subunit assembly. The coding region runs from base 448 to 1899 and encodes 483 amino acids. NCBI's taxonomy places the organism in Eukaryota, Fungi, Ascomycota, Dothideomycetes, Pleosporales, Pleosporaceae. The transcript has a single exon. The record is from RefSeq and is a predicted model, not a curated record. Gene Ontology annotation, molecular function: exonuclease activity; nucleic acid binding. Gene Ontology annotation, cellular component: nucleus.
CACGCUGAUCAGACUUUACUUCGAUGCUGAUACUCAUACUCUUCAUUGGUGACCACGUUAAAGUUCAAAAUGCGUUCAAUGUAGUACCGCGAAAGCGCCGUGAGGCAGCGCCACCUCGCCCGUUACCCCGAAUUCCCGUGCUUCCAUGCGAACUCGCUAGGAUCAUACACAUGUGCAGAGAACGGGGUAUCUACUACCAAUUGUAGAGAUCUCAUCACUGCAAUGAGUACCAGGCGCAUGAACGCUGGACCGACGUGGCGAGCACUGAGUGGACGGGGAAGGCUGCGUUGCCCUCCGCUGUUACACAGCAUGGCAGCUGCAGCAAGUAUCGUCAGCAGCCCAUCCCGCUGCGAUUAUUGCUACUCAUGAUAACCUUUGCCCUUCUCGAAAGUAAAAUCAUGAACUCAACUUCUACCUUCUAUUUGUUGACAGCAAAACGUCACUGCAAUGGCACCGAAGAAGAACUCCAAAUCUGCUUCAUCAGCAUUCACGUGUACUUCUUGCACAAAACCAUUCGCUAGUGCCAAAGCCUUAUCGGAUCAUUUUCGGUCCAAGCAUACGAUAUUCGCCACCACGAGUGGUAGCACUGCUACCGAGAAACCAAUCAAUAUGCCAAACACGAUUCCGACGAAGAACGUCGGGUUAGAAGCCCCCUCAGUUAUGAAAGAAACGACCGUGGCUUGGAACACAUUGACAUCAGACGUCGAGUCCUCACUUCAUACAAGGAUACCUUCAUGGUCAAAUGUCCAAGAUCUGUCCUCGACGCCGCGACCGUUCAAACAAACUCAGUUCAUCAGGGAGCGCACUCAAAUGACAAACACACCACGAUCAAAAACUUCCAAACAACAAGUUCCCAAACAACAAAUUCCCGAACCACAAGUUCCCAGACCACAAGUCCCUAACCCAAAAGCUCCCAACACAAAAGCUCUCAACCCAAAAUCUCCCAGACCAAAAGCUCCCCAACCAAUAGCUACCACCUCAAAAGCGCAAACUCCCAAAACGCACCCAGUCCCCGAGUGGUCCGCCAUCCCAGACAGCAAACAACCCGCAGCACUUACCGCACUCAUCAUGCACUGCCACACCCGUCCAGUUCUUACAGCGAACGAAUACAAAUUCGGAACAACCCUGCCCAUCCCUUUCAACACCAAUGCUGCCCACCCCUCCCCUCCAAAGCGCACGGCCAUAACGCUAGACUGCGAAAUGGUCGGCGUCGCACCCAACAACACCUCCUCGCUAGCUCGCUUCUCGGUAAUCGACUACCUCACCAAUGAGAUUCUCAUCGAUACGCUCGUUCAACCAACCGAAUCUGUCACAGAUUGGCGGACUCGAUACAGCGGGAUCACGAGAGGGGCUAUGGCGACUGCUGUGCUGCACGGGAGAGCCUUGAAAGGUUCCGCUGAAGCACGCGUGGAGUUGUUCAAGUAUGUUGAUAGUGAUACGGUGUUUGUUGGACACGCUUUACAGCAUGACUUGUUGGCGUUGGGCAUCCGACACGACCGUAUCGUUGAUUCAGCAAUUCUAGCAACUGAGGCUGUAGGAAAGGGUGUGAAGAGGCGGUGGGGUCUCAAAGAUCUAGCCAGUCAACUGCUCGACAUCAAGAUCCAGGGUGGUGACAAAGUGGGACAUGAUUCCGUUGAAGAUGCAUUUGCAGCUCGGGAGAUUGUGCUGUGGUGUAUUGAGCAUCCGAAUAAGUUGAGAAUUUGGGCAGAGAGGAAGAGGAAGGAGCGAUAUGGCAAAAGCAAGAAGACUACUGUCAAGAAAGGGGUUAGUUCGAGAGGGUUUCGUCUGUCGUCUUCGACACCCCGGUGGUGUGGGUGCGUUGGGGAUGAAGACGUGUUGACGUGGUCGGAUUUUGCGGGGGAUUGUGGGGAUGGGAAUUAUGAUCCUUGGUCGGACUAGACUGAUGGUAGGCGGUACAUCUUGCGUUGAGACUUGACGUUCAAAGCUGAGGACGCGAAUUCUACGUUGACGCAUUGUCGCGAAGGUAAGAAGAAGUCCACGUAUACGAGCUUAUGUAAUGUAUAUUUCAAGCUCACAGACGACACCAAUCAUCCAAGAAACGACACACCUCUUUAUAAUACACUUGUUUGAAAGAUACCAG